GAAAAAACGAAUGGGCUGCACUUCGUCGCCGUUAUGAGUGGGAUGAUUCAUAUGAUGAGGAUAGUAUUGCUCCUAGAGAUAUGGAUUUAGAGCAAGAGUUGUUUGGAGAAGAAAAUCAUGUGAACACCGGAAUAAAUUUUUCUAAAUAUGACAACAUCAAAGUAAGCGUAAACAGUUCCGGUGGAAAUCAAGUAAAGCAUAUACGUACGGUAAUUAUUGAGCGAAACAUUGAAACAAUUUCGUGUUUGAUGUCUCGGAAGCGUUGUAAUGAAGAACUCAUUUUUCAGUUCGAGGAAGCAAAUCUUCAUGAAAUUAUGAAGGAAAACAUUAAAUUAGCCAAAUAUACAGUACCGACACCGGUACAGAAAUAUUCAAUUCCGAUCAUCACGGAUAAAAAUGAUCUUAUGGCAUGCGCACAAACCGGGUCGGGCAAGACGGCAGCAUUUCUUAUACCGGUGUUAUCACAUCUUUUCGGAAAGGGGAAAAGGUUUGGGUCCUCUAGACCACAACCUGGUCAACGUAAGAUGAAAUCAGAGCCUUUCGUCUUAAUACUGGCGCCCACGCGUGAAUUGGCGACUCAAAUUUUUGACGAAUGCCUGUACGGUGGAGCAGACGCGGCUCCACAAAAAAGUGAGUUGGCAAAAGGCUGUGACGUGCUAACUGCGACACCGGGUCGACUAAAUGAUUUUUUGGAGAGGGGUAUUGUUAGUCUUCGAAGAGUCAAGUUUCUUGUGCUCGAUGAGGCAGAUCGAAUGUUGGAGAUGGGUUUCGAGGAUGAUAUUAGGAAAAUUGUGCAGAAGUCGGAUCUUCUGGAUGACGUUGGCCGUGUUGGUGGCACCACAAGUGAUAUCACCCAGAAGAUAAAGUAUGUUGAAGACAAAGAAAAAAGAAAUCAACUUGUUGAAUUGCUUUUGCAACAACCUCCUUCUCGGACGGUGAUCUUCGUUAGUUCGAAACGUGGUGCGGACUCCCUUGAUGAUUUUCUUUAUAAUCAAGGAUUUCCCAGCACGAGUAUUCAUGGUGAUCGCAGCCAAAGAGAGAGGGAGGAUGCGCUAAUUUCUUUCAAGAAUGGUAAAUCUCCAAUUUUAGUUGCUACGGCCGUCGCAGCUCGGGGGCUCGAUAUAAAAAACGUAAUGCACGUUAUCAAUUAUGAUUUGUGCGACGAAAUAGACGAAUAUGUCCAUAGAAUCGGCAGGACUGCGCGUGUGGGAAAUAAGGGAUUGGCGACUAGUUUUUAUAACGAAAAAAACUCGAAUAUUGCUAGCGACCUGGUGAAAAUCCUUUUGGAAUGUAAUCAGGACAUUCCAGACUUUUUAAAACAAUAUUCCAAUGACAUAUUAUAUGACGAAGAUGACGAACGCGAAAUGGAGAGAGAGAGCCACAUAGGAGGAUCUAGUACUCGGGGUGAUCAAAAUCAAAACCCUUCCUGGAAUGCCACGCAAAUUCGGCCUCAAUGGGAUCAGCAGUUACCUUCAAAGGGGGCAUAUCAAGAUCUGAUGGUAUCUAAUGUCCUUGUUUGUAUCCUUCUUCUGGAAGUUGACGUCGGAAUGGCGGCCGACGUGGGGACGCUGCAACGUUUGCCUAGAAUUGUGGGUAAUGAUAGCCUUGCCCGCGAAUUAUGUCUCACAGGACGCAAGUGCUUUGCCGUUGAAGCACUUAAUUUUGGUCUGGUCAACAAAGUUCUAGAAACAAAGGAGGAGGCUUUGACCGAAGCUAUCAAGACGGCAGAAAUUAUUGCGUCCAAGUCACCUGUUGCGACGCUCGGAACGAAGCAUCUCUUAAAUUAUUCUCGCGAUCAUUCCAUCCGAGAGGGACUCGAGUAUACUGCAGUAUGGAAUGGGGCGAUGCUCAAUAGCAAGGAUCUUGUUGAAGCUAUUAAUGCUUCCAUUAAAAAAGAGAAACCAACCUUUUCCAAGUUAUGA
Molecule: messenger RNA, 1922 nt
Organism: Acaulospora colombiana
Lineage: Eukaryota; Fungi; Glomeromycota; Glomeromycetes; Diversisporales; Acaulosporaceae
Source: the annotation of a GenBank genome assembly